UUUCAGUGUGCCAUGUUUGGUGGUUGGUAGUGGUAUGUGCCCUACCAUUGAGUUCCCUGUAGUCCCGUACGUUCGCCGCGGUGGUGGGAAAGUGUCGUGGGGAUACGGUGGUCGUGAAUGACUCAAGUGGGACAGUGGUUUUUUACUUUUUUUACCCGCUGAUGCGGAAAAGUGGACUAUGUGUGACAUGCAGAAAAUGCCAACAAGAGAUGAUGAUUCUUGCGACGAAGACUCUGAGAUGAAUUUUGCUGCAUUCUCAGCAGUGGGAAAUGCUGGGACACACUUUGUGACGACUGGUGGCCAGUUGCCCGUCACAAAGUUGCAGCAAAAUGUCUCUAAUAACGGAACACUAUCUCAGUAUGUCUCUCAGGUGGUGGGCAUGGUGGGCGGGGUGAACAUGGGCGAGGGCGUGCAGUACGUGCGCGCCAUCGACGGCGGCGCCGCGCUGCAGGCCGCGCCGCAGCUGCUGUCCGUGCCCAUCGCGCUGCCGGGCGCCAAGCCGGGUGACCCGCAGUCGACCGUACAGAUCCAAGUUCUGAGUCCAAACCUGACACUCCAGCAACAACAACCCAAGUACCAGAUGCAAAUACCUAUUCAAGGCUUCCAACAAGGAGGAGCAGUUCUCACAGUAGCAUAUUCUCCAGAUGGCAGCGAUGGCGGAGGAAUUCAGCUUAUAGGAAACACAUUACCUGAAGGUACAUUCAGGAUGAGAUCAGGCCUCCAAGUAUUGGCAGCAUUGCCUCAGGAAAUGCAGCUUAUUCAUCAGCAACAAACACAAGAUAAUAAAGAUCAAAUACAGCAGAACAUACAACACCAGGUGUACAUAACGCCUAACAAUCAAAUAAUCAUCAACGGCCCAGAUACAAAGACGCUAAACAACAACACGAGCGCCAACAACAACAACACUGAUAUAAUUAUCAAGGAGGAGUGCGAAGAAAAUAACGAUGACGAGAGUUCUCAAAGCACCGAAGCAAGUGAUAGUAAAUCAUGGCAAUUGGGAACUUCUUCUCAAGAUAUUGUUAAAUAUCUCAACACAUUACCACCACAGCAAACCUUACCUGUCUCACUACAGCAGUUCUUACGACUCAAUCCUACUGAGAUUAAGAAAGACGAAACUCCCGAUGUAGAAAUGACAAAUGUAGAAAUUAAAAAGGAGGUUGUCACUGAAGCCGUUUUAGAUGAAGAUGGUACUAUUCGUAUUCAAAACAAGAAGAAGAAGAAAUACAAGAAGAAGCCACCUAAGCCCGCAAGGCCAAAGCCUGGUCAAGUAGUUAUAGCAACUGCAGCUGAUGGAACUCCCAUUUACUGCUGUCCAGAGUGCAACAUGGCUUACCCAGAAAAGAGUCAAUUAGAAAUGCAUCUAUCUGUACAUAAAAUUGAAAGGAGAUUUAUUUGUGGGAUUUGUGGAGCUGGCUUAAAGCGUAAGGAGCAUUUGGAAAGGCACAAGCUUGGACACAACCCAGAGCGGCCCUACGUUUGUGGGGCCUGCGGGAAGGGCUUUAAGCGACGCGAACAUCUCAACCUGCACGCUGUCAUACACUCCGGCGUUAAGACCGAGCUCUGCGGGCAGUGCGGCAAAGGUUUUUACCGCAAGGACCAUCUCCGUAAACACACGCGGUCGCACGAGACCAAGCGAGCAAGAGACGAGGCUAAUAACGAUGUGAUAGAAGUUAAAAACCAGGCUUCGUCACCAACUUCCAAUACUUCAAACAUUUCUACUAACACGAACACUAUUUUGCCAGAGAUUACAAUUCAUGUGCCGACGAGCUCGAACAUGGCGAUGCCGGUGCAGAUCAACAUCCCGCAGCACGUGAUGUCGUCGCUGGCCGCCGCGCAGGUCGCGCACGACGCGCACAGCGACGCGCACGCGCAGCUCGACGCGCUGCUCGCGCACCACUCGUGACCGUCUGCAUAUGAAGACAUCUCUACAGAGGCGAGCGGAACCUCCGCGUAGACAUCUCUAGUAAUUUUAAUCGAAUGAAGGAUAAUAUUCUAUUUUAAUUACAUGUACCUAUUGAUAAAAUUAUUCGAUCGUUUUUAAAGUCCACUCAAAUCGUUGUCCAAAAUAAUGUAUUAAUAUCUCCAUCACGUAACAUUUAAUAUUCGAUAAAAGCGUUUAUGUCAUUAUUAUAAAAAUAUCCUUUUUAAAUACUUUUUAAUCAUAAGUGUGUUGACAUUUUAUCGCUAUAAGGCCUUGCUUAUGAACGUUGUCGAGCGGGUGUUUAGUUAAACACUAAUAUGUCAGUUUUAUGCAAUAUUGGCUUGACAUUCGUAAGAAUGCAGCAUCAUUAAAGUAAUCACCCUCUAAACAACAUUUAUAGGAAAAGCUAUUAGUAUUUUCUGCACGUCGUAAUGUCAGAAUUAAGAAUCGAAAAUGUUUUACAAACAAUUUAAAUGCUUGCUAUCGUUUACUUGUUGUUACUUAACAUGAAAACAAAGUCCUUUGUUGUGUAAAUAUAGUAUUAUGUCAAUCAUUAACCAGAUAAAACUAAUAAUUUAAUUUAAAAAAAAAUGAAUAUGAUAUACAAAUGAAUAUAUCCGGCAAUGAAUUGUUGAAUGGUAAAUGUUGAUCGCUCCAAGAGUCGAUCAGCUGUAAGGAAACAGAAGACGAUCAUGUAAAAUAUUCGUAAGAGAAAGAACAUAUGGACUGAAAUGUAUUUUUACAUUUAUUAUAUAGACUUAAUCCACUCGUUGAAAUAUCGAAGCAUUGUUCUAAGUAAAUAGUUAUCAUACACGUGGAUUUCCAACGAAAGUUUAAUUUGAUGGAGUUUGCUACACGUUUUAGUGUAGUUUACCGUGAACACAAUUACUCUGGCAACUUGUAUUUAUGCUUAGCGCGGUAGGAACAUUAGGCAAUGUCAGCCAAUAAAAAAUAAUUGUGACAGAUAUUUUUAAACAAAACACAUUAAUAUAAUAAUCACUUAUGAACGGUUUGUCCAUCAAGACAUUUUUAAAUUAGGCCUCGUAACGUCGACAAUUUUACCAUCGGUAAGCAAAACGAUUCGUAUCCUAGGUGUAUGUAUUCAUAGCUGUUAUAAAGUUUAUCGAAAACUGUAGUUAUACCAUACAAUAAAUAUUCGACUACGGCAAAGUCAAAGGGACACGGUUUUAGCGAAUUAUGUCUUGUAUAGCCUAUUUCAAUGGACGUAGGAAAAAGAUAAACCUUAGAUGUACGUAUUUCAUGCGAUUUGUUAAUAACUCACUAAUGUUGUGUACUACUAAGAAUUUAUGAUUAAUAUAUUUUUAUUUUUAUUACUACACUAUUUCACUUAACCACUUAUUUCAAUUUUAUUCUACUUCAAAAAUUCCGAUAAGUUUCGUCGACAUUGAAUACGCCAUUUUUUCGCAAAUCCGUAGUGAAUAUCAUAGAUUAAUCAAGCCCUCGACCAAUGAUAUCGCGGCAAUUUGCUGUCAAAUGUUUUGCCAAAUUUAUUUGGCUUUUUUCCUGUUAUGGUUGGAACAGAGUAUAAGUACGUGUGCUACGGUGUUUGUAUGUAUGUUGAUCUGCACGUUUAUCUGCUAGAAUUAAUUCGCUUGGUUGUAUUUUCAAAAUUCGCUCGCGAAUAUUAUGGAAUUGCUAGCCCUAGGUAUUUUAUAUUUUUCUGCACAAUGACCAUGGUCCUUUUCAUCGUAUGCCUUGGUUAAUACUUUGUAGCAGUAAAAGUACAAUCGUAUUCUAUGAAUAAAAAUAUAUUAAAUAGAAAUAAAAUCGGUACGAUGUCGGCUUGUACGGAAAAGUGAAUAUUUAUCUGACAAAUUAUUUUUUUUGGCUGAUCAAUUAAAUUACGCGUACAUACAUAUCAAUUCAAUUAUGUAAUGAAACGUUUUCUAUCAUAAGGAUUCGCUUUUUCAAAUAAUUAUGCUUUUUAAUUAUGAUUGUAUAAAACUGUAGAUCUGCUUAGCUUUAUAGUUACUUGUCUUUUUAUACUGCUAUUCUUAGGCUCGUUUAUUGGCGUUUGCUCUUCAACUUUUGUAUGACAGUUAAUAUAUUCGAUCUUUAAAAUAACUCUGUAAAUAUUUUAAAAAAAAACUGCGAUUCAUUUUAACAUAAUGUAGCCGUGUUUUAAAAAUCAGUCUAGAUUUCACAUCUGUUAGACUUAGACUGUAUUUGAUUUAUAAAUAUGAAAUGCUUCUUAAACAAACUUCUGGUGAAUUAGAAGUGAUUUUAAGCCUAUGGGGUCGUUUUCAAUCCUUUGAUAAAAAACACUUGUUAGUGAAAACUACAACAUGUAAAUUUGUUUAAAAAAAAAAAAAACAUAUUAUGUAUACGUUAAUCGUUCCCCUGUUACAUAACACUCUGUGGUGCUGUUACGGUAAGAGCAUAGCAACUGUUGCGGAUUGAUUAAUGUAGCAGUCGAUAAAUCGCUAUUAUGGAGUAUUAUGCAUAGGUCCACAAUACUGAUUUAUAUUUUUUUUAUUUGAUUUGAUAUCAACAAAUAUUUUAUAGCAACAGUUGCUAUGCUAUAACCGCAAUAGCCCCACUAUGUGGGUUAAAUAUCACGUCAUGUACAGUGUGUCAAUAAAAGUAAUCGUAAUGGAAGUAAUAUUAAGUCAUAUCACUUUUGAUUAUAUAAUAUCAGUUUAUAAAAUCGAUAAAUCACUGUAUCAAUUUUACCGUAAAAAAGUAAGUUGGAUAGUUGAAUAUGUCUGAAAUAAAUUGAGAUCGUGUUACUCUUUUAAGUAAUUUGAAUGUUGUAUAUUUUAUUAAAUAAAGUAUCUUAUUAUCUUCAAAAUACAAUUUAAGUUAUCGGAUAAAACUUUAUAAAAAUAUCGUUUUUAAAUUAUAAUACUUGAGUACUAUUGGUAAAUAUAAGCUGAAUAAUGUUUUGAUUAUAAGAUACUUAAAUGACAAUAUUGGCUGGGAUCUAUUAUGCUUAAUUAGAAAUUUGCCGAAUUUCUGACUGCGAUGAUUUUAUCAAAAUGGCAAACUAAUAACUACUAAAGAAAAUGCUACACGCAUAAAGCAAGGAUAUAAAAAAAGGUUGAGUAACACAUUUACGUUCAGACUAUUCUUGUAUCCGUUCUAUUUUUAAAGUAUUGUACGUAUCGCUACGUUUAUUAAUUUAAGUUAUAACCUUCAAAAUGACAAAAAGUUGUUUACACACCCAACUUUACAUCACAAGAUAUUAACACAUCAGCUUUAAUAUAGAUGUAAAUUUGUUUUACGAAUUAUUUUUGUACUUAGUUAUAAGUUUAUAGGCAUCUUUUGGUUCAUGAUUUUUAUUCGGACCUAUGAUCAAAUUGAGGUGCUCUGAGGUAUUGUAUUGAGACAUUUUUUUUAAGAAUUUUGUAGAUAAGUUGUACAUUAUUAGUCGAUAAAAUUAGAUGCUAGUUCCGAAACAUUCAAUAACCUAAUCCUAGAUCGAAGAACAUAAUUAUAUUUUUCCAUUAUCUUCUUUUUUACUUAGUGUUGAUGUUUUUUUAAUGUAAAGCUAAAAAAAAUUUUCAUAACUUCAAUUGGUAAAAGUUAACCAAUUUAGAUUAUUAUUUUUAUACAUACUUUUUUAUCGUAGUUACAAGUAUUAUAAAAUUAAGGCAUAAUAAAUAGGCAAUCAACUUCUUAAUGGAGUUUAGAGGGUAAUUUUUGUAUGAAAACUUUUAUUUAUUAAUAAU
Vanessa atalanta (red admiral) is the source of this 5613-nucleotide messenger RNA. RefSeq names its product zinc finger protein 649-like. Gene Ontology annotation, molecular function: DNA-binding transcription factor activity; RNA polymerase II cis-regulatory region sequence-specific DNA binding. Lineage: Eukaryota; Metazoa; Arthropoda; Insecta; Lepidoptera; Nymphalidae. Gene Ontology annotation, biological process: regulation of transcription by RNA polymerase II. The transcript has 15 exons. The record is from RefSeq and is a predicted model, not a curated record. Bases 179 to 1903 code for a protein of 574 amino acids.